GCAUAUUUUACCUCCAAGAAAUGUAAAUACUAUUUUGGGUCCCUUAAAAAUCUAACCUUUGAGAGUCUGCCAAUCAAAAACUGGUUAACUGUUUCAAUUGUUUAAAAAGAGAAUGAUGGAUCAAGGUUUUAAACACCCUUCUAUUUAAAGCUGUAGAUGACUGGCUGUGUUUCAGCUACACAGUGAGAUAAUGCAAAGCGGGUCACUAGGACUCAAGUCCACACUCAGCGACACUGGCAGAGUCUCCUUCCUCAUGGUCAAACAGCUGCAAAAAAACGAAAGUUAAAGAGAAUACCUAUUUUAGCCAGGUAUGUCUAGGUCUUUUGACCUCCGAACAAUAAUCAUGAUCGCCAUUGGUAGUGGGAUCCUGGCAGGCAUGUUUCUACUGAUAGGAAUUGUCCUCUGUCUUUACACCAAAAUAUCCAAGGCACUGAAUUCAACUAGCACUGUAGACUGGAGAAUCCACAGAGGAUGCCUUGGGGAUGAGCUGUCUCCUACUCAGACAGAAACUUCAAAAGAAGCAGGUGCUGUAAGCGAUACUGAUCCAUGCAAUCCAGGCAAGGUCACCUUUGACAAGAUCAUCCGGGCCAAACCCAUCGCUGCUGAGUCUUGUCCCACCCUCCAGUGCUGUGAUGACUACAGCAUGUAUGCAGAUAUUGGUACCCUGCCGCCUUGCUUUUGUAGCAUAAGUGAAGGACUCUGACACGGCAGUGGUGGAUAAAAAGAAAUCUUCAUGAUCAGUAUUUCAAUUUCUUAGUAGAAUAUUUUCUUAUUCAAGCCAAUUUCUAUAGUGUUUAUGUCAUUGUGUACUAUCUAACAUGAUAUCUAUGUACUUUUGUAUAAAUGUACAAUAAUGAAAACA
Molecule: messenger RNA, 862 nt
Organism: Peromyscus eremicus (cactus mouse)
Lineage: Eukaryota; Metazoa; Chordata; Mammalia; Rodentia; Cricetidae
Product: protein FAM24A-like
Exons: 4
Coding region: 311-703 (130 amino acids)
Source: RefSeq, a predicted model, not a curated record